UAACAAUGGUAAGUGAAGUGAUGUUUGGUCACUGCUAGCUUUAGCCUGCAUUUUUUAAGUGUCUAGGUGAUAUGCAGAUCGUCAGCUCAUGCAAGAUCAACACAAAUCUGAGUUAACUACAUUUUGUCAACCGUUAUUUAUUUGAACUCAGAAAGUAUUAUGCUUUCGAAUGCACUAAUUUUCAGAAGCCUUAACGAGUGAUUAUACUAAGCCAUGAUUGGGUUUGUAACUUGCCUCCACACUGUUCUUUUCUUGGUUAUUAUACGCGAAUGUUGCAGUCACGUUGUGGAGUUUGCAGGCAAGGAGCGAAUUACUGUGGACCUCACUGAAAGAAAAAUCAACGAUGAAAACACUCGCAUUACAUUCCGAUUUAAAACAAUCAAUGCAUUUGGGAUAAUCAUAUAUAGCAAAGGCACACAGGGAGAUUACUUGGCUAUCGAGCUCGUGCAGGGGAUGUUGCGUUAUCAAGCUGACUUAGGAAGUGCAUCAGAAACAACAUCAAGACAAGAGUUGAUUGUUGGCACGGAUCUUGACAACAAUAAAUGGCACAGCGUAGACAUAACUCGUAGCCGCAAUGCCGUUAACAUCUCAGUUGAUGGGAAGACCAAAAAAUCCCUUUUACCCUCUGCCUCGUUUACGACGCUGAACCUCGAUGACAAAAUUUUUGUCGGUGGGGUGUCCAAAGACACAAUAUUUGAUUCGUCAGCAAAUUUGAUGUCAAGGAAUUACAUAGGCUGUUUGGAUAACCUUUUGUUUGACGAAAUGAGCAUACUUUACAAGGCAAAGUACAACGACAAAGAUUUUCGCGCCUUUGGAGAUGUUUCCUACAAGUGUCAUGAUAUUGCGUAUUCUCCAGUUACAUUUCCUGAUUACAAGGCUACCAUUGAAACAGAAAGUGACAUUCAAAAGAGUCUCUCCCUUACUUUGAGUUUUCGAACAUAUAUUCCAAGCAGCAUGAUUGUGUCAAAGAUUUCAGCCGAUGGAAGAAUAUUUGUAGAGAUACGUGAUGGGAAAUUGUGUUUACGUGUUGAAUCGACAAAAAUUACCCCAAUAAAACUUGAAAUGGGGAAAAACUUGAAUGAUGGCAACUGGCAUGAUAUUGAAUGCGUUGUGAAUGGAGAAGAGGUAUCUUUGAAACUGGACACCGAGAAACCUUUAGUAUACAAAAAUCCUGCUUUAAAGCAGAUCACGUAUGACGCAAAGCACGUGACCUUUGGUGGGGGCGCUGACAACAUUCUGAAGGGGAUGGUUGGGUGUCUCUACCGCAUUAGAGUGGACGGCACUUCUAUCGAUGCCAGAGUUCUGGACCCAAAAGCAAUCAAGGGAGCAUUGCCAGGGAAGUGCCACGUCAUCAACAAGUGCUGGCCAAAUCCAUGUAAAAAUGGCGGAGAAUGCAAAAUGGAUGGUGAAAUAUCGUUAUGUGACUGUCAAAAAACUCUGUAUAUUGGAAACACGUGUGAAGAUCCAAUCGUUCAAAAGUCGUGCCAGGAAUAUAAAUCGCUUGGUCUUAAAGAAGAUUCCCGUUGUUUUAUUGAUCCGGACGGAUCUGGUCCAGUAGAGUCAUUUGAGGUGCUUUGUAACAUGACCAAAGAAUCAAGAGCGGUCGCAGUUGUAAAACUGAGUAGUGGUAUGAAGCGGACGAAGGUCGAUAGUCAGCCACUUCAGGGCAUAAAGUAUUACCAACGCAUGAAAUACGACUUGUCAAUUUCACAAAUCGAGGCAAUAAUUAAAGAGAGCUCAGAAUGCAAGCAAUUUGUGAGGUAUGAAUGCAAAAACAGCCCAUUGCUCAACUCACCCAGAGGCCCACCCUCCGUCAGCUGGAUAAAUCGCCAAGGAUCAAUGGAAAAUUACUGGGGAGGAGCACCCAAAGGAAGUGACAAGUGCGCCUGCGGAGUGAAGAGGAAUUGUGCUGACGCAACCAAAUAUUGCAACUGUGACAUUGGGGAUAAAUUCUGGCGAGAAGAUUCGGGUUUUCUCACAGAUAAAGAUGCACUCCCGGUGUCUGCAAUUUACUUCGAUAGACACUCCUCUGACUCAUAUUCUACUGUUGGUGACUUAGAAUGCUUUGCACCACAAAAAACAACCCCAAUGACAACGACAACAGCGUCAGCUCGAGCAACAUCUUCCACGCCAAAUACCAACGUUGUUUUGCAAAGAGCUUGUCGACCUUUCAAUGCAAGAGCAUCUACUACUUCAAAACCUUCGACCAAAGUGACUGAAGUUCUUCGACAAACGGAAAAAAUUGUCACAAAAAGGUCAACAGUCGGAGUAAAUAUAAUGAGAUCCUCUUUCUCAUCAAAAGACAUUAGUCCUAUUACCAAGACGGUGAAAACCAAUUUAGUUAAAGAUGACGGCAACCGUUCGACAAGCGCCGUAAAAAAUAUGAGCAAGACACAUGACGGUGUGACAAUAUCCAUGAGCAUUUUAGCAGUAAUUGUAAUAUCGGCAGCUAUUGUGCUUGUAUGGGCAAUCAUCGCAGUUAUAGUAAUUGUACGUCGAAAGAAACGUGAUUCACAGAGGGGAAACAGACAAGACAUGGAGACUGAAGAUGCUGAAGAAGGAACAGAAAUGUGCAUUCUUUUCAGGCAUUCGAAAAGGGAGCCACCAAGGCCUACAAUAGAACUGCGAAGGGAUUCUUACGACUCCUAUGACAGCGUCCCUACCCCUGCGUUGGAGUACACGCAGCACACCGGGUUCAGGCAGCCAAUAACGACACAUAUUACCCUUGACUACGCACGUGCGAAAAAGAAAAAGAACAGUAGUGCGUAUUUCUGUUCGUAAUUUUGACGGAUUUGGUGACAAAGCAUGAAUCCGUGAAUACGGUGACGCGAUUGGGAAAUGACAUAUUGUCAUUUGUGAUUGUGUAAGGCAAAGCUCACCGUUGUGGUUGACGUCACCGAUAACUUUUAUGUACGAUGUGUACGCUAGGGCAAUGAAGUGUAUAGCUGACGAUAUAAGGAGAUUACUUUUACCCGUUCAAAGUCUGUUGUACAAAAAUUAGAUAGCGAAAAGCAUAUAGCGUCACUUGUCAAAAUGGGACUGUCAUGCUUAGUGUUAAUGGCUGAGGGAUACGAGAAGCAGCAGUGAAUCAAAAAAUUGAAAUUGCUGCAGAUCCGCUGCAGAUCCUGGGUUCCUGCCAAAGCUGGAUGACCUAUUUCUUAAUUUGAUUAGCAACCUACAUCCGUUUAAAAUAGAGUUUCACUUUUCAAUGGUACGGAAUAAACGCAUUUUUGAUUACCAGCCAAGUGAUCACUUAAUUGAUUGCUUUUGGCGCGGGAACUGAAACGUUUUUUUCUGUAAAGCUCAGAGUGGUAAUAACAGAGGAAAGUUUAGUCCUAUUACUGAAAGACAGUAAAGCUUUGCAGAAUUUUUCGAUUUUGAUUUAAUAAGAAGCAAUUCUUAAAAGAUCCCGAAAGAUACAUUUGAAAGUAUGCAAAGAGACCUAAUCUUGUUAAACACUAAGAUUCUAUGCAUGUAUCAUUUUCUUGCCGUUAAUAUUUCAUGGCAGCAAGUGUGUAAAAAUCCUGUGGUAAAUUUGGUAUUAUGCAGAAGGCUCUAAAUACAUGUCAAUUUCGUAUUUCCAACUGUGUCCACCUGAGUUCAGCAAAAGUUAUAUUUUCCAAACUAAUUGCCAGUUAUAGUAAUUUGAAAAAGAUUAUAAACUGUUAAGUAUAUAUUUAUAUUCUAGGGUAAAUAACAGAUUUAUCGUUUUUUUGUGUAAAUUUUUGUUAUCAAAUUCGUUUUCCUGAGAGGCUGGCAUUUUGGUUUAUUUAGAUCCACAAUCUGACCAAGUUAUCCGAUGAAGAUACCUGUAGAACUCUAAGUUUUCCCUUUUCCUCGUCAGAUUUUCCAGAAUAAUUUAUAAUCUCUCAGAGUACUUGCAAUGUAAAAAUGUGCAUUGAUUUUUUGCGAUCAAAAGAAACGAUCUCAAAUUGUCCUUUGCUUUUGUGUUACAAAUUUAUCUAUUGUAGUUAUCUGUACAGAUGAGUUUGAGUAGAAUUUUAAUUUUUCUAAAGUUUUAGAAAUGUUGCCAAUCCUGGAGGUAAGUAAACAAAAAAAUAUCAAACUGUGGAAAGAUUGUUUAUUGAUUGGACAGCAUACAUGAAUAUUCUAAGUAUGACAAUUAAUUGAUCUCGUUCAGGAAUGCUAGCUUCAAUACGCAUAAUAAUAAAGGAAGCAAUUUUUGAAUUAAACUUAAAAGGCAUGCGUCAAGGAGACUGUAAUUUAGUGUAUAUCGCUUUAAUUAUGAUUAAAAAGGUUUUUAGAUACGUUUGAUCGAUUGCCAAAGCAAACUAUCGCUGUAUCAAUAUAAGCUGAGUUUAAAUUUAUUUCAAAUGCAAUUGUAAACAAAUAUGAUUUAGAGGCUAAAUCAAAA
This is a messenger RNA of Rhopilema esculentum, 4375 nucleotides long. RefSeq names its product contactin-associated protein-like 2. NCBI's taxonomy places the organism in Eukaryota, Metazoa, Cnidaria, Scyphozoa, Rhizostomeae, Rhizostomatidae. The record is from RefSeq and is a predicted model, not a curated record.